AUGGACGAAGAGGUCGCCGCACUUGUUGUUGAUAACGGCAGUGGAAUGUGCAAGGCUGGAUUUGCUGGUGAUGAUGCUCCUCGUGCCGUAUUUCCUUCAAUUGUUGGACGCCCUCGACACCAGGGUGUCAUGGUUGGAAUGGGUCAAAAGGAUUCGUAUGUGGGAGAUGAGGCUCAAAGCAAAAGAGGUAUCUUGACUUUGAAAUACCCGAUUGAGCACGGCAUUGUCACGAACUGGGACGACAUGGAGAAGAUCUGGCAUCACACUUUCUACAACGAACUUCGUGUUGCUCCUGAAGAACAUCCAGUGCUUUUAACUGAGGCUCCUCUCAACCCAAAGGCUAACCGUGAAAAGAUGACUCAAAUCAUGUUUGAGACAUUCAACACGCCUGCCAUGUAUGUUGCCAUCCAAGCUGUUCUUUCUUUGUAUGCUUCUGGACGUACUACUGGAAUUGUUCUUGACUCUGGUGAUGGUGUCACCCACACAGUUCCAAUUUAUGAAGGUUAUGCUUUGCCUCACGCAAUCUUGCGUCUUGACUUAGCGGGACGUGAUUUGACCGACUACUUGAUGAAGAUCCUCACUGAACGUGGUUAUUCUUUCACCACAACCGCCGAACGUGAGAUUGUACGUGACAUUAAAGAGAAGCUUUGCUAUGUUGCUUUGGACUUUGAGCAAGAGAUGGCUACAGCUGCUUCGUCUUCUUCUUUGGAAAAGAGCUACGAAUUGCCUGACGGUCAAGUCAUUACUGUUGGAAACGAGCGCUUCCGUUGCCCAGAAUCUCUCUUCCAGCCAUCUUUCUUGGGUAUGGAAUCUGCUGGUAUUCACGAGACCUCUUACAACUCAAUCAUGAAGUGCGACAUUGACAUCCGUAAAGACCUUUACGCCAACACUGUCCUUUCUGGAGGUACAACCAUGUAUCCAGGCAUUGCUGAUCGUAUGCAGAAGGAAAUUACUGCUUUGGCACCAUCAACAAUGAAGAUUAAGAUUAUUGCACCUCCUGAGCGUAAAUACUCUGUUUGGAUUGGAGGAUCUAUCCUUGCUUCAUUGUCUACCUUCCAGCAAAUGUGGAUCAGCAAGCAAGAGUAUGACGAAUCUGGUCCAUCUAUUGUUCACCGUAAAUGCUUCUAA
This is a messenger RNA of Meloidogyne enterolobii, 1128 nucleotides long. Lineage: Eukaryota; Metazoa; Nematoda; Chromadorea; Rhabditida; Meloidogynidae. The record is from the annotation of a GenBank genome assembly.